CUGUUCCGGAAGCCGAGCGGGCGCGGGACAUUUGAACCAUUUCCUCCGAUAUUGUCGGCGGGGAGACUCCGUGAAGCGCUGUUUAUCGGAUUUCCGUCCAUGAGAUCGAAUAGACGAUUCCCGGAGAAUUCUAUCUUGGGAAGCCGAGUCCUGGGAGAGUUGUGAGGGGUUAUGUAAUCCUGGAAAACCGCGGGCGGCUGUACACACAGAGCGGUGACAUCUCCCCAGUAGCGUCACCUUCCACCCGAGAGCAUUGCUGAGAUCUGGAGCCGCUGCCAUGUCUGGGCGGAAGAAAAGGAGCGGCAGCCGAGGGACGGUGACCUGGGGCCAGGACAGUAUCGCUUCUCCACGGGUCAGAAGAUCACAGAGACAUUCUGCGUCGUUCAACAAGUCUUCAGACAGCCCGAUGCCUGCACCAGUGAUGAAACGAUCCGUCACUGCUAAGAAAAUCAUGCCUCGCAAAACACUGGCUGCACUUGCCUCUGCUGAAUCUCAGCCUGUUACUACAGCCACGGUAGAACAAUCCAGUCUCUGCUCCAGUUCAGCUCAGCCUAAGAUGGUACAGACUGCUCCACAGUCCACCCCAAAAGUGUCAAAUGUUGCAGCUCCUCCUAGGAGAAGUUCAAGGAUUUCCCCAAGUACGGGAAAAGAAAAUGUAAUACUUAAGUCCCAAGAUAUUGCUAAAGUAGUACAAGGCGACUCCACAACCUCCAAAAUAGACAUCCUAUCUCCUAUUCCUCUGAACAUACCCCAGUCACCUACCUAUGAAGACCGACAGAAAGUGAUGUCUCAGAAAGUACGGCGCUCUUACAGCAGAUUGGAGAUGUCUCUGAAUGGCAGCUCGUUUUUGUACAGUCCCACCAGGAACACUGAUUCAUCUGACACCUCUACCCCAAACUUUACAUCAAAAUCAGGUCGGAGGUCACUUUUUGGGUUUGAUAAACUUUUGAGCUCAGAAGAUGAUGUGGUGAACAAGAAAGUUGGUGAGAAAAUGAAAGGGACAUUUAAUGAGACCUCAAAUGGGACAUCCAUGAGGCUACCUGUGGAAGAGCCGGACUUUAACAUCCCUGGUGUGGCUGUACCCAAACAAAAAAGGAAGAAACGUAAAGUUCCACAGAUUAAGGUUUCGGCUCUGGAUGAGUGGGCGGCAGCAAUGAAUGCGCAGUUUGAUGAAGCAGAGAAAUUUGACCUGCUUGUGGAGUGACGGGACUGGACCCUGCUUGUGUAUAUACGAUAAAUAGAAGCUUCUAUAGACUUGUUCUUUAAAUCUAGUUGUCACGUCUUGUCUUUUUUGUACAUGUAUAUUUUUGUUGCUUAUUUUAAGAUGGCAGGUUCUUUUACUAAAGACAGAUUGUAUAGAGUUUCUUAUAUUGGUGUAUUGAUAAGAGGCUAAAAGGGGUUGUACGGUUUCAGAGCUGAACCCGGACAUCCCUCCAUUCGCGCCCCCCCCUCCCCUGCCUUGAGCAUCGGCGCAGUUCAUGCUCCGAUGCUCUACUUUGCCCUGUGCUAAAUCGCGCAGGACAAAGGCAUUUUUUGGAGAUCCGGUGACGUACCCGGUCUCUCCAUGGGGCUGCCAGGAACCCCCGGUGACAUCCUCAGCACUGAUGGUGUGGGAUUUAGCGCUGCUCUAGCCAGUAAAACAGCUAGGGCAGCACUUAAGCCCGCCCAUCAGAGCCGGUGCCGUCACCGAACAAAUUGCCGGGCGGAAGUUUCUGCCCGGCAGUGUGCUAUUGAAAACAAAAGAACCCGUGCCCUGAGCGAUCUAGCGCAUGGCAAGGGAGCGCAUCGGAGUGGAAGGCUAUCUCUGGAAGUCCUAAGCAGAACGGCGCAUACUCGUCCUGCCACUCCGUUAGGACAGUGAAAUGGGACUACCAUUCUUGGGACCCCCACCGUUCCCAUUAAUUGUACCCUAUCUAAUGUGGAGGAGAAAUUUUAAGUAACUGGAAGCCUCUACCAACUGAAUUGACCCUAAUGUACUUGGAACCAGAAGCCAACGUGCCUCUAAAUCUGCAGCGGACUUAGUGUUGUGAUAAGUCCUAUAUAAAAUCACAUAAAACAAUAGUAUCUGUUAUGCUAUGCUUCCUGCUCUAUCUGUACAUAUGGCCACUAUAUAGUAGCAGGAAAUAGUCCUUCCGGCAACCUAAGGCAAAUGUGACUCAAGUUUAUAUAGUAAUCCUAUCAUUAAAGGAGUUAUUGAUUUAAUGUAAAAAAAUAAAAUCUCUUUCUUACAAAGCUAGAACCAGGAGGUAGUUGAAGGAUGGAACUGAGCAUGUGCGGCCAUCUCUGUGAGGUGGACAGAGAAA
This is a messenger RNA of Bufo gargarizans (Asiatic toad), 2303 nucleotides long. It is a transcript of the gene CDCA5, whose product is annotated as cell division cycle associated 5. The record is from RefSeq and is a predicted model, not a curated record. The transcript has 7 exons. NCBI's taxonomy places the organism in Eukaryota, Metazoa, Chordata, Amphibia, Anura, Bufonidae. The coding region runs from base 278 to 1204 and encodes 308 amino acids.